AUGUCUCAGGCCGAGAUGGGAGGACAUCAAAAAAGUGGUGAACGAGUCAAAAUCAACGUGGGUGGCACCGUAUUCGAAACUACCAUCUCCACGCUGACAAGGCUGGAUAAUACUGUGCUUUCCACAAUGGUAGCAAGUCGCUGGCGGAAUCAGGAAGAGAUAUUCGUGGACAGAAGUCCGACUUAUUUUUCCAAGAUAUUAGAUUAUUUGAGGGAUGGUGAGAAUGUUACUCUCCCCAAAGAAGAUGAGGCUCGAGAGGCUCUGCGUAAAGAAGCUGAGUUCUACAAUCUCUCUGAUCUGUCCAAGAUGUGCGCACCUUACACAUCCGUAAGCAAAGACGACAAAGGCUUUGAAGUAAAAGCAUUCUGCCAAGGCGAUAUUGUGCAAUGGAAGGAAAGCGCUAUCCAAAUGUACUGGAAGUAUUUUGUCAGAUAUUUGUACGAACGGGAAUAUCCAUGGUUCGCGGAGGGAAAAUCACGUACUUGUAUGGCCUGUGGAGACACUAGUAAUUGUUAUGUUGGUCCCUCAGCCUCGGUCAGUAUUGUUGAGCUCCGUAACAUUGUGAUCAGCUACGAAGACUGGAUACCGCUGAGGCAACAUAUGCCAUAUAUGAAAGGAAAGGUAACCUCUGCGAGUUAUGAAAGGUCCUGCUGUGAGGUGGAAUGGGGCAGCCUGCGUACGCACAUUCCGCAGUCUGUACUGCGCAAGACGAAAUAUUAGACAGUUUCCCAUACCUUCGACAUUAUCUUGAUUUAUUGUACCUCUCAUACUGAUUCACUUCCUUUGAAGUUUCUCGUUAGGUUUGCC
Molecule: messenger RNA, 807 nt
Organism: Cylicocyclus nassatus
Lineage: Eukaryota; Metazoa; Nematoda; Chromadorea; Rhabditida; Strongylidae
Source: the annotation of a GenBank genome assembly